Molecule: messenger RNA, 1245 nt
Organism: Fimicolochytrium jonesii
Lineage: Eukaryota; Fungi; Chytridiomycota; Chytridiomycetes; Spizellomycetales; Powellomycetaceae
Product: HAD-like protein
Exons: 7
Coding region: 132-1091 (319 amino acids)
Source: RefSeq, a predicted model, not a curated record
GGGCUUUGGGAAUAGAGCGAGGAGACCGCAGAGAGCGACGACAUCUCGCCCAGCAAGCUACGUCUGCGGCAGACACUUCCGCCGAACCCUCCCUCUCUUCCCCUCUCCCCCCCCACCUGCUGUGUAGGACGAUGAAGGCACCACGCUUCAAGGCCGUCUUCUUCGACAUGGGCGGUGUCUGCGUCCACAGCCCGCUCGAGGGGAUACGCACCUUCGAGCGUCAGAACGGAAUUCCAGAAAACUACCUGAACGUCGCAAUCUCAGUUCAGGGCGAGCAUGGAGCGUUUCAGAAGCUGGAGCGUGGGGAAUUGAAACUGUCAGAAUUCUAUCCCGAGUUCGGGAGGCAAUGCUCCGACCACGCGACGAACGCAAAGGCAUAUGUAGAGUAUCUCGUCAAGAAGGGCGGAGAACGAAUAUCAGAGGAUCAAAUACCACAGAUCACAGUCGAUGGCAAAGAGCUGUUCACUUUCAUGAUGGAAGAGGCACAGAAACCUGACUUGCUGGUCCUCAACGCCGUCCGCAAACUCAAAGAAAGCAAGCGCUUCAAGAUCGCUGCGCUGACCAACAACUUCCAAAGUGAAGAAACGCCGACCGCCGACCCCGAUUCAGCAGGACAGGCGUUCGGAAGACCACCCGCGGAGCUUGUAGCGCUGUUUGAUGAGUACAUCGAGUCGAGCCUUGUCGGUAUGCGCAAACCAGAUCCGGAGAUCUUUCGCUACGCGUGUGAUCGCAUGGGAGUGCAGCCGAGUGAGGCUAUCAUGUUGGAUGAUAUCGGCCCAAACCUCAAGGCAGCCAAGGAUGUCGGGAUGACACCCAUCCGAGUCUAUGUCGGUAGAUCCAAAGAAGCGAUCGAAGAGCUAGAAAAGUUAGUCGGCAUGAGUCUAUUAGAAAGCCGGGAACCUUCAAAUAGCAGACAGCUCCGUGACAGGCAGAAGACCGUUGUAGAAUCUUCACCACCACACGCCCGCCCAUCCACUCGCAGCACAUCGAUUCAGCGCAAUUCUUGCACGCACACUCGACCACCAACUGCUCGAUACGAUCGAAGUCGGCGUGGAGCGAGGCCUGCCGAUGGAGUUUGUCGAUGGACCUAAAAGUGCUCCUGGGCAUCGGCCGUUGAUUCCUUUUGCGGGGGAUGCGUGGGAUGGGUCUGACGAGCUCCGGACUAUGAAAUCGAUCCCGUUGGAUACGUACCGCGGUACAGCAACACUGGAGGGCAUCGAGCACGUGCUCUCGCUCACCCGCCGU